UAGCAGCUCUUACUGUAGAGUGGCAUUUGGAAGAGCUGGGGAGAAGAUGUGCUCUUCCUGCUGACCCCGACGGUCACUGUCUGGGUUAGGGGGCAGCCAGUGUUGCUGUAGCUCUGGGUUCUGGACUCUCACAGCAAACAACUUGGAGUCUCUUCAUCAGUUUGUCUGCAGAUGAUCAGACCCUAAGAAACUGAGCUCUUUCUGUCUAAACACACAGGAAACUUCCUAUGCUGAGAAAUCAGCUUAAAGAUUUACAACCAGGCACAGACCGGAUGCUGCGAUUUUCUAGUCACCUCGCUUUGCUAGGGGUUGGGAAACUUUGAAAAACGGUGGCGUCUAUUUUGAGGACUUUGCCAGACUGAGUCUGUAGACAAACACACGUCAAAUGCCCUUGGAUUACAGUCAUUAUUGCCAGCAGAUUGAUCGUGUCCUGUGCUGAAGAUGUUUCCGGAACAACAGAAAGAGGAAUUUGUAAGUGUCUGGGUUCGAGAUCCUAGGAUUCAGAAGGAGGACUUCUGGCAUUCUUACAUUGACUAUGAGAUAUGUAUUCAUACUAAUAGCAUGUGUUUUACAAUGAAAACAUCCUGUGUACGAAGAAGAUACAGAGAAUUCGUGUGGCUGAGGCAGAGACUCCAAAGUAAUGCGUUGCUGGUACAACUUCCAGAACUUCCAUCUAAAAACCUGUUUUUCAACAUGAACAAUCGCCAGCAUGUGGAUCAGCGUCGCCAGGGUCUGGAAGAUUUCCUCAGAAAAGUCCUACAGAAUGCACUUUUGCUUUCAGAUAGCAGCCUUCACCUCUUCUUACAGAGCCAUCUGAAUUCAGAAGACAUUGAGGCCUGUGUUUCUGGGCAGACUAAGUAUUCUGUGGAAGAAGCAAUUCACAAGUUUGCCUUGAUGAACAGACGUUUCCCUGAAGAAGAUGAAGAAGGAAAAAAAGAAAAUGAUAUAGAUUAUGAUUCAGAAAGUUCAUCCUCUGGGCUUGGACACAGUAGUGAUGACAGCAGUUCACAUGGAUGUAAAGUAAAUACAGCUCCGCAGGAAUCCUGAAAAAUAAUUCUAAUGUUACUAUCUUAGGAAUAGCAAAUUAUGUCCAGUCAUAGAGAAGAAAGCUUCGUAAUAAUACAUUCUUACCUAAAGCUCACUGUCAUGAUGUUAGGUAUUUAAAUUCUUAAAGCUGUUGGGUUGUUUAUUAGUGGUAUUUUUAUGUUGUCUUAUUUUAGGUAGGCUUCUGUGUAAAGCUAAAAAUCCUGUGAAUGCAAUACUAUCCUUUACAGGCAGACAUUAUUGGUAAACAAGAUCUUGCCCUCAAAUGAAAUGACUUACAUGCUUUAAAAAAACCUAGUUGGUUUUACUGAAUUUAAAAAGAUAGGCAACUAAGUAGCAUUUAAAAUCAAGAUAGAGCAUUCCUUCUUGUAUCAGUGGGGCAGCGUCACCGUAAACGGUAAACACGGUGUAUAUGUUGUUAACCCCUAUGAAGAGUAACAGUGUAGACCAGACUGCCUCUCUCAGACAUGUGGCUGAUAUUUUGUGGAUACCUCCUGUGCACUGGCAAAACACUAUAUGCUUUUGGGUGUUCGACUGAAAUAUUUUAAGAGUAUUUAACCUUUCCAGUAUUCUGUUUCACGCUUAGAUGGAAAUGUAUCUUAUGAAUAGAGACAUAUUAAAAUAAUGUUUACAUCUUAGAAAAAACAUAGAUAGUGCUAGUAAUAUUACUUAUAAUUCCAGUAUAUAGAUUCAGAAAUAACAUUUUAAUUGUCCAAAAUCAGCUUCAACAAAUGGUUUCUGGAGACAAAUCAUUUUUUUCAUUAUCAUUGCAUAAUUAGAACUACAGGUUAAUGAUUUAUUUUUUGACUAAAUGUGCAAUUUCUUAUCACUAGAUAACUUUCAGUAUCAGUGGUGGUUACUUACUACUUAGAGGAAGGAUUUUAUAAAAAUUAAUAAAUUUAAUUUUACCAAUAAAUAUUCCCAUAAUUUAGAAAAGGAUGUCGACUUGCUAAUUUCAGAAAUAAUUAUUCAUUUUUUAAAAACCCCUUCUUUUAAAGCAUGUACUUGAAGAUUGGUAUAAUUUUCAUAAAAUGUCUUUUUUUUUAAUGUCCCAAAGAUAUCUUAGAUAAACUAUUUUGAACUUCAGAUUUCAGAUGAGGCAACAUUUUCUUGAGAUAAUUAGCCAAGUUUCUUCCAUGUUGAAUGGUACAAAAUAUUUCUGUGAAACUAACAGGAAGAUAUUUUCAGAUAACUAGGGUAACUUGUUGCUUUGUCACCCAGCCUAAUUGAAGAGUGGCAGAAGCUACUACAAAAAGCAACCUUUUCAUUUUCACUAGGAGUUUAAAAGCUAUUGUAUUAUUAAAAAGUCUUUACAAUGCUUGUUUCAAAGAACCAACAGAAAAAAAAGCUAACAAAACUAAGAACUAACAUUUAAAAACUUAAAUUUAGAAUGAUUUCUUUAAUUUGUCCUUUUUUUCUUUGGUCUAAAACAUUUUUUUGUAAAUAUUUUGA
Molecule: messenger RNA, 2496 nt
Organism: Piliocolobus tephrosceles (Ugandan red Colobus)
Lineage: Eukaryota; Metazoa; Chordata; Mammalia; Primates; Cercopithecidae
Gene: SNX10
Product: sorting nexin 10
Exons: 7
Coding region: 442-1047 (201 amino acids)
Biological process (GO): vesicle organization; cilium assembly; intracellular protein transport
Cellular component (GO): endosome
Molecular function (GO): phosphatidylinositol phosphate binding
Source: RefSeq, a predicted model, not a curated record